UGAGUUGGUCCGACAGUUGAUGGAGCAUGGCACCGAAUGGCAGCUCUUGGAGGAGUUCGAAACCAUGCUCAAUCAUGUUCUUAGCACCAAACAAACCGUUUCAGCCAAUCCCACUACACAUUCUUGCACCACUCGUAGCUAUUCUCUUGGUUUCUGCUUCGAAACUGAUCCCACAAACUCUGUCCUAGAUGAUCUCCGGUCCAUUGCACGACGGCUGAGGUCGAUAGGAUGCCUCCGUGACUGCCAGGAAAUCUACAGCGCCAUUCGCGAGACGUUUUUCGAUGCCACUUUAACACGAUUCGGCAUUGUGAAGUUGAGCGCGGGUGUUGUGCAGAGAAUGGUGUGGCAAGAAUUGGAUAGGAUGAUCGGGCUCUGGGUUGGAGCAGCUCCCUUCCAUAUCCAUCUCAUUACCAUGGAAAUCCAUGCCUCUUUAAAGUUGAGAAUGCCCCAUUUCUGAUGCAAAUUGUAAGGGCUUAUGUAACGCCUUUUAUGGAUUUUGUCUCGGCGGUGGCCCGUGGUCGCCGUUGGUCGAAACGCCUGUUCGGGAUGUUGGAUUUGCAUGGCUGUUUAACGUUAAUGUUGCCCUCUCUGGAGCUACUAAAGUUGUCGGGAGCUGAUGCUUUGGUAAAGCAGGCGAAACAAAUAUUGUCUGCGCUGGAAGAGGCGGCCAGGGAGACAUUUCUGAGGUUCAAGAGAGCUGUGGUGGGGGACUUGUCGUGUGUGGCCAAUGUGAGAGAGGGUGUUCAUCACCUGACCACCUACGUAAUGGACUACCUGACGAGAAUGGUGUCGGGGUAGGCAAGUGCGAGUGGAUCGUGGCGAGGAAUAUCGACGACAUCCUCUGGAUUGGCGACACUUUUAGCGACAAAACGCUGCAUGUUCAUCACUGCGGUGACCAGCCGCCGCUAGCCUCACAUAUCAAACUGGUGAUUGCUAAUCUGCUGUGCAUUCCUAAAACUCCAUAGUUUCUCUUCUCACUUAGGUUUCUUCUCAUCAUUUCUCCAUUCUUCAACUUCCUGGAGUUCUUCUUCUUCUUCCAUUCCAUUGCCGAAGAACCUCUUGUUGAAUACCAUCUUGCUUAUGACAUUUCCACAGUAUUGUCGUGUGACAGUCCGGGCGUUAACAACAUGCAUGCCGCCGGUACCGGAGAUGUUGCACUGAUCGUAGAUGUAUUUAACGAGGUUAUUGGCUUCUUCCACCCUUUUAUCGUGAAGCGGAGGCUCGCCGGAGAAAGCACGCGGGAGUGGAGAACUCUUCGCAUUUUCGCCCAUUGAUCGCCGGUGGGGAGAAAGAUGGACGACAAGUAUCCGUUUCUGAUAAACCAAGGCGCUACUCAGCAGGAGUGGUCUCUGAUGAAUUUGGGGACUACGUAAUAUUAUUCAAACAUUCAAAGGGAGGAAGAAUUUGAGGAAGAAGACACUAAACAUAUGAAAAUACGUUUUUACCCCUAAUUUAAACAGCAAAAUAACGUUAGUUUCACGGAAGGACUAAUGGGGAAACGCUUUUGAUAGUCAAGGGUUUAAUUCGUCCAAAUUAAAAGAC
Ipomoea nil (Japanese morning glory) is the source of this 1542-nucleotide messenger RNA. RefSeq names its product exocyst complex component EXO70B1-like. The transcript has 2 exons. Gene Ontology annotation, cellular component: exocyst. The record is from RefSeq and is a predicted model, not a curated record. The coding region runs from base 20 to 457 and encodes 145 amino acids. Gene Ontology annotation, biological process: exocytosis. Lineage: Eukaryota; Viridiplantae; Streptophyta; Magnoliopsida; Solanales; Convolvulaceae.